AUGAACGCGGAGGAAGAUAAGCAAAAAGCCAUUGGCGAAGAGACCUCGAGCAUUAAUGAAGAUUCGCCAUCUGCUAGUAAUAACGCAUCUACACAUUCAGCCAGCAAUAAUCAGCAAACGUACGAGCAGCAGCAACAACCAUUGCAGUCGCUGCAAUCGACACGCACCACCAACCCAGAUAUGAAACGAUCCGCCGUUAAGGAACUAAUAGAGCGUUAUUUUUAUCAACUACAGCGUGGUUGUGGUAAUCCGAAAUGCUCGAACGAGAAUUGUGCAUCCAGUGGCCAGGUUGCGCCAAUGAACCCCAACGAAAUAGCCGCACGCGCUAUUCAACUUUUCUCACAGGAUGCAAAACUAUGCGACUAUAGUCAACCACCGAAGGUGCCGCGCACCCAGAAUGACUCACCGUCGAGUUCACAUUCAGCGAGUUCAGCGGCCACGACACCAAGCAUACAAGACUCCGACAUGCCCUCGCCUAAUGAUAGUAGCACGAGCAGCACAAGUAGCUCUACUAGCACUAGCAGCAGCAGCGGUAAUAGCACCAUAACUUCUGGCAGUGCCAGUGGUAGUGUGCACAGUCAUGCCAGUCAGCACAGCAAUAUAAGCAGUUCUGGCCCAAAUAGCGCAGGCGGUGGUGGUGGUACGGGUGGCGGCGGCGGUGGAGAUGCCGAUGUAGCUGCCACUUCCUCAUCUUCAUUAAUAUCACAUAGUCGCCCUAAUUCAAACAGAAGCUUGGAAAACACUAGGGACCGUUCAGCAGCAGCUGCUGACAUGUGCCAAUUGGAAAUUCUGUGCAACGCAGCAGAAGCAGCGGAAAUGGCAGUGGAUAACAGCAAUUUGCAGACAGCUCAAACGGGCAUACCUGUAGAAGGGGGACCAGCAGCCCGUACUGCCUCUGGGCCACCAACGCCCACUUUCGCACCAGUCCCUUACCUCAAUGAGGCCUUGCUCGAUGAAUUGUUGGAUGAAUGCGUUAAGUUUAAUACAUACGAUCGACUAUUACAUGCCAUAAACGAAGUUUACCCGCAUGUCGAACGGUUGAGUAAAAGCUUUCGUAGGCCAGUUUUCGCAGGUGUACACUCAACUCAAUUGACUUCCAGUGCUACAGCUUCAAAGCUGCAAGAAUUGCUUGGUUUUUCGACCUAG
Molecule: messenger RNA, 1146 nt
Organism: Rhagoletis pomonella (apple maggot)
Lineage: Eukaryota; Metazoa; Arthropoda; Insecta; Diptera; Tephritidae
Product: putative protein TPRXL
Exons: 4
Coding region: 1-1146 (381 amino acids)
Source: RefSeq, a predicted model, not a curated record